AUGUCCAAAGAAAUCUCGUCCCCACGGCCCUACACCUCCGAAGCAGAAUGUCUUGAGUACCAUUCUCAACUAUUCAAAACUUUCGCCACCGGAAAGACCAAGAAUAUCAAAUGGCGGAAAUGGCAACUGAAGCAAAUGUGGUGGAUGCUCGUCGACAAUGAGAAAGCCAUCACGGAAGCACUAGCAGCUGACCUCGGGCGCCACGAGUUCGAGGCCCUGACAUCAGAUCUCAAUGGGCUGAAAACAGACAUCCUCGAGCAUCUUAACCACGUGGAAGAAUGGGCAGCCGAUGAGCCAGUGUCCUCAGCUGGAUUCCUUAUGGGAACGCUGGGGAAAGCACGCAUUCGAAAAGAGCCUCUUGGUGUCGUUUUGGUCAUCGGGGCUUGGAAUUUUCCAUUUCUGCUCACUUUGCAGCCUGUUAUUGCUGCUAUAACUGCCGGUUGCUGUGUCGUCGUGAAGCCGUCCGAGUUAUCAGUUGCUUCUCAGAACCUCAUGCAAGGUCUUGUAGGGCGGUAUCUCGACCCAGAAGCCAUUAGGCUCGUCACAGGUGGGCCACAGGAAACAACACGACUUCUCGAACUUAGGUUCAAUCACAUCUUCUUCACUGGUUCCACAAAGGUUGCGAAAUUCGUUGCUGCAGCUGCAGCGAAGCACCUCACCCCGACGGUUUUGGAGCUAGGCGGUCAGGGACCAGCGAUAGUGACAGCGAAAGCUGACAUCGAUCUUGCGGCUAAGCGUAUUGCAUACGUCAAGUUUCUUAACGCCGGGCAGAUCUGUCUCUCGGUCAAUCACGUUUUCGUCGAUCCGGAGGUUCAUGACGCUUUUGUGGAAAGGCUGCAUGAUUGGACUCGGCAAUUCUCUGGUGGAGAGGAGAGUCAUAUGUGCAAGAUUGUCAAUCAGCGCAACUUUGAGCGAUUGUCAGGCUUGUUGGAGAACACUUCGGGGGGUGUAUUUCAAGCUUCUGGAAAAGAAGGGGACAAUAGGUUGAGCCCGACUGUCGUUACUGACGUGACCAGAGAUGAUUCGCUUCUUAGUGAGGAGUUAUUCGGUCCCAUUUGUCCUGUUAUCAGAGCGACGUGUAAGGAUGCGGUUCGCCAGACCAAUAGUGGUCCUCAUCCUCUCGCAAUCUAUAUCUUCAGUUCAGAGCGGUCAGAGAUUGACUAUGUUCUGCAAAAUACCAUCUCAGGUGGCGUCACUAUAAACGAUGUCCUAAUGCACUAUGGCGUACCGGGCGCUCCAUUCGGUGGUGUAGGUGAUUCAGGCCAAGGCUACUAUCAUGGCAAAUACGGCUUCAUGGCAUUUACACAUCAAAGGACCAUCUUGGAAAUGCCGACUUGGAUGGAUAAGCUCAUGGCGUUUCGAUAUCCUCCUUUCUACAUGAAGAAUAUGAGCAACUUUGUGGUGAAGAACAACCUGGGCUUCCGACGAGGAGAGACGAUGGAGGAUCAGGUGGUCGGGGAUAGUCGAACAUGGGUCUGGGCAGGAAUUGGGAUCUUGAUCGCUUCUGCGAUUGGUGUUGCUUCGAAGAACCGAGAGAGUGUUCGUGGAAUAUUUCCGUAA
Molecule: messenger RNA, 1560 nt
Organism: Fusarium fujikuroi IMI 58289
Lineage: Eukaryota; Fungi; Ascomycota; Sordariomycetes; Hypocreales; Nectriaceae
Product: related to aldehyde dehydrogenase
Exons: 4
Coding region: 1-1560 (519 amino acids)
Biological process (GO): aldehyde metabolic process
Cellular component (GO): cytoplasm
Molecular function (GO): aldehyde dehydrogenase (NAD+) activity
Source: RefSeq, a predicted model, not a curated record